AUGCAUUACAAGUACAACGAUAGUACCGGCAAAUACGACCAGACAGUGUCUAUCAACGGUGAAGUCGUCUCGAGCCUCUCAACCAGCUCUGGCCAGGCCCAAGGAUGGGGUACCGCCGUCGAGGCCCAGGACAACGCCUCUAAGAGCACUGUUGCUGCGCACCAGUACCUUGAUACUACCAUCGUCCUCGAUUCCGCUGACCUGACCUUCCGUGAUACCCUCGGCCUCACUGAUGCUGACUCCUCUGGCUUGACGACCUCCGACAAUGGCAAGACUUGGAAGGUGACUACCAUCAACAUUCAUGAGCACUCUUUUUAA
Molecule: messenger RNA, 318 nt
Organism: Aspergillus oryzae RIB40
Lineage: Eukaryota; Fungi; Ascomycota; Eurotiomycetes; Eurotiales; Aspergillaceae
Exons: 4
Coding region: 1-318 (105 amino acids)
Source: RefSeq, a predicted model, not a curated record